CAUAUUUCGUAUUCCUUUCCCGAUUCGGCCAUGGGUACGACAUUGUAUAUCUUCGACUAUAGACAAUAGUUGUUGGAAACUAUUUUAAACUCUCACUUCCCACUUUUAUUCCUUUCAUACUCAUUCAGAACAUUCAUAAUGGAAUUCACACUCUACUACUACAGCCCCUCCAGUGCCGCUGCUGGCAUCUUUGUCGGCCUGUUUGGCAUCAGCACCAUACUGCAUUUCUACCAGUUCAUUCGAACCAGAACAUGGUUUAUGAUUCCAUUCUGCAUCGGAGGCAUCCUUGAAACAAUUGGAUAUGUCGGCCGUCUUCUAUCCUCUAUUGAAACACCCAACUGGACCACUGGCCCUUAUGCCAUGCAAAGUUCCUUGAUCCUCAUUGCCCCCGCUUUCAUAGCUGCCAGUAUCUAUAUGGAACUGGGGAGAAUCAUCUACCUGCUUGAUGCGCAAAAGAGUUCCAUCAUCAGACUUACCUGGCUAACCAAGAUCUUUGUGGCUGGCGAUGUUAUUUCCUUUUUGAUGCAGGCAUCAGGAGCCGGCCUCAUGAUCCAAGACACCUCCAACCCCUCCACCGGCGAACACAUCAUCAUCGGCGGCCUCUUCGUCCAAAUCAUCUUCUUCGGCUUCUUCCUCAUAACCGCCGUGAUCUUCGAAAUCCGCCUCGCAAAUUACAAAACCCCCAAGUCAAUCGACCUCGCACACAUCUGGCAUCGACACAUGCGCGCCCUCUACAUGAGCAGCAUCCUCGUCCUCAUCCGCUCCGUCGUGCGUGUGGUCGAGUACCUCCGGGGCUAUGAUGGGUAUUUGAUGAAGAAUGAAGUAUUUAUAUAUGUGUUUGAUGCUCUGUUGAUGUUUUUGGCGAUGGUGGUGCUGCAUGUUACGCAUCCGAGUGAGAUUAAUGCGUUGUUGGGGAGGGGGGUGUGGUUUUUUGAGAGGGAUAUCCCAUUUUGUUGA
Messenger RNA from Aspergillus wentii DTO 134E9, 957 nucleotides. Its product is annotated as RTA1 domain-containing protein. The record is from RefSeq and is a predicted model, not a curated record. Lineage: Eukaryota; Fungi; Ascomycota; Eurotiomycetes; Eurotiales; Aspergillaceae. The coding region runs from base 139 to 957 and encodes 272 amino acids. The transcript has 4 exons. Gene Ontology annotation, cellular component: membrane.